UUCGAUUAAAUAGAGAAUAAUUUACAGAAAUAUUUAAAAUUGAAAAUAAUAAAGGGAAAAAAAAUGUUAGAAUUUGCCAAUAAAAUAGCAAAAUUAUGCCUUGAUAAGUACAAAACAUUGAAAAAAACUGGAAAACCAACAGCGAACGAAUGGACAGUUUUGUCGGGAAUUAUUUUAGAAAAUAAUAAACAAUUAACAGUAGUUGCCUUAUGUACAGGGACAAAAUGCCUAAGCGGUAGAGAAUUAAUAACAACGAAAAUUGACGAGAUUGGAAAUAAAUUGAGUGAUUCACAUGCCGAGAUACUUGCUCGACGUGCAUUUCAAAGAUAUUUAUACAGUCAAAUUGAAUUGAUUAUGAAUAGUAAAGAGAGUGAUGUAUUUUUUAAGAAAAAGGAAGGGAAAAUAGAGUGUAAAGAAAAUGUUUCAUUUCAUUUUUUCUCCAGUCAGACACCUUGCGGUGAUUGUUCAAUUAUUCCGAAAAGACAUUCAAACUCUGGUGAUGAUAAUGGAAGAGAGAUUAAAAAAAUGAAAUUAAAUGAAAGUGAAAAAAUUGAGGAGACAAUUGAAUUUGAAAAUGAUAUUCAUCGAACGGGAGCGAAAUGUAUAAACAAUGAUGAAAGACAGGAUUUACAUUUAUCGGGGGAGAAUUAUCAUGUAGUUGGACCAUUGCGCACGAAACCGGGGAGAGGAGAUCGAACAAUGAGUCUUUCUUGUUCGGAUAAAAUGGCAAAGUGGAACGUUGUUGGAAUUCAGGGAUCAUUAUUAUCUCUAUUAAUUCCUGAAAUAAAACUAAAGACAAUAAUAAUUGGAGGUAAUUGUCCAUUUUCUCUGGAAGCAAUGGAACGCGGUCUAUUCAAACGAUUCGAUAAUUCAACUGGACCGAGAAUAUUUCAAUCGUCAUUUUCAUUUGACGAAAUAAAAGGCGAAACAAGACAAAAUCCCUGUCCUUCUAGUAUUAUUUGGUGCUCAGUUUCCGAAAGAAAUCUCGAAAUUGCCGUCAACGGAAAAAAACAAGGCGUGACGAAGAAAAAAUCGGGAAUUUAUCUUCUCGUCAGUCGACGUGGAUUAUUCAAGAUAUUUAUGAAAAUUUACGAUAAACAUUCAAAGGAUAUUGAACUACCACAGCAUCCGAAAAAAAUUACUUAUCAACAUUGUAAGAACUGGUCGCAUUCCUAUCGAAACUUAUGGCACGAGGCGAAAAUUACCACUUUUGAUAAAUGGCCCACAAAACCAUUGUCAUUGCAGAAUUUUAUAUUAUAAUUGUUUUAUUUUUCUACUCAUGGAAUUCUAUUGUUUGUUGCUCUUAAUAAAAAAAAAAAAAUACGAUAAA
Molecule: messenger RNA, 1330 nt
Organism: Leptopilina heterotoma
Lineage: Eukaryota; Metazoa; Arthropoda; Insecta; Hymenoptera; Figitidae
Gene: Adat1
Product: tRNA-specific adenosine deaminase 1
Exons: 3
Coding region: 64-1260 (398 amino acids)
Biological process (GO): RNA processing
Molecular function (GO): adenosine deaminase activity; RNA binding
Source: RefSeq, a predicted model, not a curated record